This is a messenger RNA of Paralichthys olivaceus (Japanese flounder), 560 nucleotides long. NCBI's taxonomy places the organism in Eukaryota, Metazoa, Chordata, Actinopteri, Pleuronectiformes, Paralichthyidae. The record is from RefSeq and is a predicted model, not a curated record.
CCUUUAAUGGACGGUUUGGACUCAGUUUUAGUUUUAGGUUUAGUUAAGUUAAGUUAAGUUAAGUUAAGUUAAGUGUUUGGCAUUUAGUUUGGAUGGUAAUGCAUUAUGCCAUGAAUGUCCUCACUAAGAUAGAAGUACAAAUGUGUGUGUGUGUGUGUGUGUGCGUCACCUGUCACCACUUCCUGUUCCACUCACAGUCUCUCUCUGGUUCAGUCUCUUUGUUCAAGAAUAAAAUGAAGUCGUUCGUCUUCCUGCUCCUCAUGCUUCCUCCAACAGAAGCCUUGGCGGGGUACGACCCGCAGCUGUGUUACAUCCUGGACGGGUUCCUCGGCCUCUACGGACUCGUCAUCACCGGGAUGUUCAUCAGAGAGAAGUUCUUUAAAUCCAAAGCCAAGUGGGAGGACGGUGACAUGGAUCCGAACGCUGCCGGAGACGGCUACAGUGGACUGCUGAGAGACAGCGAGAGAGGACGAAACCGCUGGCUGAACGAGGACUCCACCUACACGGACUUGAACAGACGAACCGACGGAGAAUACAAAGAGCUUCCUGUUAAACGAGAG